Messenger RNA from Betta splendens (Siamese fighting fish), 632 nucleotides. Its product is annotated as ras-related C3 botulinum toxin substrate 2-like. The record is from RefSeq and is a predicted model, not a curated record. The transcript has 5 exons. NCBI's taxonomy places the organism in Eukaryota, Metazoa, Chordata, Actinopteri, Anabantiformes, Osphronemidae. The coding region runs from base 51 to 497 and encodes 148 amino acids. Gene Ontology annotation, molecular function: GTPase activity; GTP binding. Gene Ontology annotation, biological process: small GTPase-mediated signal transduction.
CGCUGAGCUUCCGUGCUCCCCACAGCUUUGACAACUACUCUGCCAAUGUAAUGGUGGACAGCAAGCCCGUCAACCUGGGCCUGUGGGAUACAGCUGGACAGGAGGACUACGACCGGCUGCGCCCACUGUCCUACCCACAGACGGAUGUUUUCCUCAUCUGUUUCUCCCUCGUGAGUCCAGCGUCCUACGAGAACGUCAGAGCUAAGUGGUACCCAGAGGUUCGCCACCACUGCCCCUCCACUCCCAUUAUCCUGGUGGGAACCAAGCUGGAUCUGAGGGACGAGAAGGAAACCAUUGAGAAGCUGAAGGAGAAGAAGCUGUCACCGAUCACCUACCCCCAGGGCCUCGCUCUGGCUAAGGAGAUAGACGCAGUGAAGUACCUGGAGUGCUCAGCUCUGACCCAGCGUGGUCUGAAGACCGUGUUUGAUGAGGCCAUUCGUGCCGUGCUCUGCCCACAGCCCACCAAAGUCAAGAAGAAGGGCUGCAUCCUGCUGUGAACGACCCAGGACCAGAACCUCUAAACCUCUGACCCCGUGGUGAAAGACGACUCAAAUGUUUCCUGAUAGUUUGAAAUAAAACAGUGUUUAGUUCUAAAUCUACAGCUGAAAGUCUGAACAAAAAAAAACCCUUUG